AUGUGGGCUCAACAAUGGAAUGAUCGUUUCGAUGAUUUAAUUCCUUAUCCUGAUGCUCCACUUGUUAAUAUUACAGGAGCAUUAAUUGAAAGAGGAUAUACUGUUCAUCGGAUGUUUACAACAGCUGAAUCAUUCUUUACAUCAAUUGGUCUUUAUCCAAUGACACCAAAAUUCUGGGCUCGUAGUUUAUUUGAAAAACCAACCGAUCGUGAUGUUGUGUGUCAUGCAUCUGCACAUUUUAUGCAAUAUCAAGAUGAUUUUCGUGUUAAAAUGUGUACUGAAGUCAAUGAUGAUCAUUUUGAUACAGUUCAUCAUGAAUUAGGACAUAUAGAGUAUUUCAUGGCUUAUGAUAGAAAUCAACCCUAUGCUUAUCAAGAAGGAGCUAAUGCAGGUUUUCAUGAAGCCAUUGGAGAUACAAUUGGUAUCUUUGCAAUAUCGCCGACACAUUUAAUAACGUUGGAUUUUCUUGACGAAAAUGUUGUCAAUUCACAUUAUGAAAUUAAUUAUCUUUUACGUUUAGCAUUACAAAAAGUUGCUUUUCUACCGUUUGCUUAUGUUAUGGAUAAAUAUCGAUUUUUACUUUUUCGUGACGAAAUUGAUCAUGAAAAUGAAUUGAAUUCAAUAUGGUGGGCACUGCGAAUUAAACAUGGUGGUAUUAUGCCGCCUGUACCUCGAAACGAUAAAGAAAAUUUUGAUGCCGGCGCCAAAUAUCAUAUACCAUCGAAUGUUCCCUAUCUAAGAUAUUUUAUUGCUCAUAUCCUUGAAUUUCAAUUGUAUCGUAGUAUGUGUCAACUACAAGGUGUUACAGAACGAUUUCAUAUGUGUGAUAUAUAUGGAAAUAAACAUGUUGGAGAAAAAUUUAAAGAUAUGUUAGAUAUGGGAAAUUCAAAGCCAUGGCCGAUAGUUUUACAAAGCUUAAAUGGAGAGACCAAAUUGGAUUCGGGAGCAAUAUUAGAUUUUUUUCAACCAUUAUAUGAAUGGUUGAAAAAGGAAAAUCAUGCAAGAGGUUAUCCAGUCGGGUGGGAUUAA
Messenger RNA from Rotaria sp. Silwood2, 1029 nucleotides. NCBI's taxonomy places the organism in Eukaryota, Metazoa, Rotifera, Eurotatoria, Philodinida, Philodinidae. The record is from the annotation of a GenBank genome assembly.